AUGCCUGUGCCAGCCUUCUGCGGCUUCCCACCCGUUCACACACCCCUCUUCCGCCCAAGGAAUUUCAACACUUGCGCUGUUCAUCCGGAAUGGUCCAUGUCUAUGUCUCCAGCGAAGCCUCCUUUGAAGCUUGAACUCGACGCCUUUCUUACCGCCGUCCCUGCAUCCCUUUCACCGCCUGUGCCACCAUUGCGUCGUCGACAUAUUCAAACUUCGGAAGAACAACGCGCUGAGGAUGCGUACCGCUCCGCAAAGGCCGUCUACAAACGUGCGAAAGAUGUAUACAAAGGGCGCUCCAUCACAGAAUAUGCAGACCCCAGUCCUGCUCAACAGCAAGAAGCAGAGGCCGUUUAUCGUGCCGCAAAGUUAAAGUACAAAGAAGCGAAAAUGACUCUGAAAACCAUACGGAAAGCUAAAGAGGCUCUUCUGAAGGAGGAAGUGAGAAGCCCGGCACCACCAACUAUAGAUGGUGUAGAAAUGAGAACAGCGAGCGCAAUUGUCGUGGCUGUUUGUGGGGGAAAGACAUGUAAGAGAAUGGGCGCAGAUGCCGUCGCAGACAUAUUACAACGGGAAACUCGCAAGGGAUUCUUGAGGGAUGGGGUUGUUCACGUGGAUGCGCCAUGCAUGAAGAUGUGCGGGGGUGGGGGACCGACAGUUCGUUUUGGGGCUGACACCAUCAAAGUUGAUUUCAAGAAAGCUGUGUCUGAUGCGAUCGAGGGGGGGGAAGGGAUUGUACAGUAACCGCUUGCGUAGCGUAGUAUCGCGAAUGUAAGUUGUAUGUCCCAGUACGAUUAUCUUGAAUAAAAGUCCAUGGUUAUGUAAA
Chondrus crispus (carragheen) is the source of this 823-nucleotide messenger RNA. RefSeq lists its product as hypothetical. The transcript has 2 exons. The coding region runs from base 1 to 741 and encodes 246 amino acids. Lineage: Eukaryota; Rhodophyta; Florideophyceae; Gigartinales; Gigartinaceae. The record is from RefSeq and is a predicted model, not a curated record.